This is a messenger RNA of Stylophora pistillata, 2022 nucleotides long. RefSeq lists its product as uncharacterized. Gene Ontology annotation, molecular function: protein binding. The record is from RefSeq and is a predicted model, not a curated record. NCBI's taxonomy places the organism in Eukaryota, Metazoa, Cnidaria, Anthozoa, Scleractinia, Pocilloporidae.
UGGUACAGAGUGUUGAUGCUUUUGCCGGCAGAACGAUGUGAAGAUCGCUAUUUGGUCCUUGAUGAUGAGACAGGAUCGCCAACCAAUUCUGAAGAAAUUCAACAACCUCAAGAAAGUUCCAAUACUUACCAACUCAAAGACAAGAAUGAAGGAGGAACAAAAGAUGAAGCACCCCUCAAAGUGUUGUACAAAGUCAUUAUAGCUCCCGUGGCUGAUCCUCUUGAAGGAUCUGAGAUAGUUGUUGUCCCUGAUCGUUCACUAUACAGAGUUCCAUUUUCUGCAUUGAUGAACGAGCAAGGCGAAUUUCUGGCAGAAAAGUUCAGGAUUCGUUAUACUCCAUCUUUGACGACUCUCAAGCUGAUCCAAGACAGUCCUGCAGAUUAUCACAGUGAGACAGGAGUUCCCCUUGUUGGCGAUCCUGAUGUUGGUACAGUCAUGUUCCAGGGAAGUGAGUUAACACUUCCUCAAUUACCAAAGGCUAAAGGAGAAGUUGAGAUGAUUGGAAAUAUUCUUAAUGUUCAACCCUUAACUGGUAAAGAAGCUACCAAGGAAGCGGUUCUACAGAAGAUACACUCUGUAAGUCUCAUUCACAUUGCUGCACAUGGUGAAGCUGAGAGAGGUAAUAUCGCAUUAGCCCCAUCCAACCGUGAGAAGGACGACUUUCUGUUGACAAUGGCCGAUAUCUCAGCAGUCAGAUUGCGAGCCAAGCUUGUGGUGCUCAGUUGCUGUCACAGUGGAAAAGGCCACAUCAAAGCUGAAGGAGUUGUUGGAAUAGCACGAGCCUUCUUGGGAUCUGGGGCUCGCUCAGUGUUGGCGUCUCUAUGGGCUGUGGACGACGAAGCAACCAUGGACUUCAUGAAGCAAUUCUACGAGCACUUGGUAGAUGGGAAAAGUGCCAGUGAAUGUCUUCAUGAAACCAUGAAAUGGAUGAGGAAGAAACCUAAGUACUCGGAAGUGAAAGAUUGGGCACCAUUCGUGCUGAUUGGAGAUGACGUGUCAUUCAAAUUUGUGUAAUAAAUUGAAAGAAACUACUUCCUAAAUGAAGGAGGAAGCACCAGGUGUCCCAACACAAUAAACUGUGAACGAUCGAUGCUGUCAUGAAGGAACUCUUAGAGGGAAUACCAGUUCAGCUGAUGCGUACAUUUCAUUAAUUACACUUUUCAUUUUGUAGCAUUAAAUCCCUAUAUGAGUGUUGUGAGACGUGUCAGUCAUUUGAGAACAGCUUCGUAGUAUGUUUAGAAGUGCAAAGCCGAAGACAGCCAGAAAAAUUACUUCGUGUCGCCGAAAAAGAAGCACUGAGAAAAAGAAGUGAAUACCACAUUUUAAUUAAGUGAAUGUGAAUAUUAAUACUGAUUUAAAAAGCUGUAUUUCUUUAAAGGAGUUUAAAAUGCGACUUUCAUGAUCAUAGUAAUUGAAUCUCGUGUGUCAUUUAAAAAAUAACUAGAGUUCUCUGAUUGUUCAUAUUGAAGAAAAAGUUUAAUUGGAAACAGAUCUGAAAAAAAUAGGAAUUAAACCCUGAAUCAUUCAAGUUCGUUUUUUGUAAUCCCCAAACGUUAACCAUCCUUGCUCCUUUUUUAAUCUCUUACUUAGCUUUUAUACCAGAAGGAAACUCCUUCAAUCAUUAAUAAGAACAAUGUGGGCAAUUUCUCCCUCAGGCUGUAUCUCCAUAAGUACGGGGUUAAAGUAUUUUUUGAUAUGCUGAUAGCGAACACCUCGGUUGAGGAGCAAAUGAACGUUUAAAGGUAAUCUGUAUAUUAAAUAGAGAUUUUUUAUCAUUCAGUUCAAAAUUUUACUUAUCUCCCUUGAUGUGAAUGCGAUGGCUUUAGUUUCUCUGCUCUAAGAGUGAAAAGGAUCCUAUUUCUCCUUAUAUCAUUACUGCUUAACCAAACAUCACAUGGUCAUGAGAAUAAAGGAAAUUAUCAUUAUCACCAAGAAGCUUGCCAUUGUUAAACAAAUUCUCCUUGUCAUCACCGUAAGAACUGUAUAGAGAACGGUAUUGAGAAUAAAGAUAUACAUGCUGAC